AUGGCUACAAUAAAGCCUAUUGAGCAGAAGUCUGUUCAUCAUAUACAGUCUGGCCAGGUCAUUGGUGACGGAUUGACUUCUGUGGUUAAGGAAUUGGUAGAGAACAGCUUUGAUGCUAGCGCAACCUCUAUCGAGAUACGAUUCAAGAAUUAUGCUCUAAAACACUGGACAUCUAAGCUUACGUCGUACGAUGACCUCGAUAGCGUAAAAACUUUUGGAUUCCGUGGUGAAGCUCUUUCCUCGCUCUGUGCUCUUGCGGAUCUUCAGAUUACCACAGCAACUUCCGAAGAAGCCCCAAAAGGCACCCGUCUUGAAUUCGAGACUUCUGGAAAACUGAAGUCCCGUUCAGUUGCAGCUGCGCAGCGCGGUACCACGGUACUGGUAGAAAAUAUAUUCAAAACUUUACCCGUAAGGAGAAGUGAGCUAGAAAGGAAUAUCAAGAGAGAAUAUACCAAAGUACUAGGGUAG
Morchella importuna is the source of this 468-nucleotide messenger RNA. RefSeq lists its product as uncharacterized. Gene Ontology annotation, biological process: mismatch repair. Gene Ontology annotation, molecular function: ATP hydrolysis activity; ATP-dependent DNA damage sensor activity. NCBI's taxonomy places the organism in Eukaryota, Fungi, Ascomycota, Pezizomycetes, Pezizales, Morchellaceae. The transcript is spliced from 5 exons. The record is from RefSeq and is a predicted model, not a curated record. Bases 1 to 468 code for a protein of 155 amino acids. Gene Ontology annotation, cellular component: MutLalpha complex.